Spirometra erinaceieuropaei is the source of this 819-nucleotide messenger RNA. The record is from the annotation of a GenBank genome assembly. NCBI's taxonomy places the organism in Eukaryota, Metazoa, Platyhelminthes, Cestoda, Diphyllobothriidea, Diphyllobothriidae.
AUGCCCUUUGGAUUGUGGAAUGUCACUCAAACCUUCCAGCGAUUCAUUGAUCAGGUUCUGCGCGGUCUCGACUUCGUCUACGCCCACAUUGAUGAUUUGCUGGUGGCUAGCUAUGGCGCUGCUGAACACGAGGUUCAUCUUCGACAACUCUCCGAACGACUCGACUCCUUCGGUGUUGUAAUUAAUGCUGCUAAAUGUGAAUUUGGAGUCCCAAGUCUAAUCUUCCUGGGUCACUAAGUGAACUCUGAUGGGAUAAUGUCUGUCCCAGAAAAGGUUUCGGCCUUAUCAACGUUCCCCGUCCCGACAACCAUCAACCAACUACGCCGUUUCUUGGGGAUGGUGAACUACUAUCAGCGUUUUCUUCCCCAGGGUGCCACCAUACUGCGGCCACUCAACAGCCUGUUGACCUACUCCAAGAAGACACUGGUGAUGACUGAAGAGGCCGUUAAGUCCUUCAAUGGCGUCAGGGCCGCACUUGCGCGCGCAACACUGCUUGCCCACCCCCGCGCUGAUGCCCAACUAACUCUCAUGACAGACGCUUCCAGCACUGCCGUUGAUGCAUCACUUCAGCAAACUGUUAGUGGUGUUCUACGGCCUCUGGCUUUCUUCUCAAAGAAGCUCAGCCCAUCAGAGACCCGCUACAAUGUCUUCGGCAGAGAACUUCUCGCCGUCUACUUAUCCAUCCGGUACUUCCGACAUUUCAUCGAGGGUCGCGAAUUUGUCGUUCUAACAGAUCACAAGCCACUCGUUUUUGCACUGAAGGCCUCUCCCGAUCGAUACUCGCCCCGUGAAAUUCGUCAGCGUGAUUUCAUCUCAUAG